Messenger RNA from Stegastes partitus (bicolor damselfish), 2819 nucleotides. Its product is annotated as G-protein coupled receptor 55. Lineage: Eukaryota; Metazoa; Chordata; Actinopteri; Pomacentridae. The coding region runs from base 30 to 977 and encodes 315 amino acids. Gene Ontology annotation, cellular component: plasma membrane. The record is from RefSeq and is a predicted model, not a curated record. Gene Ontology annotation, biological process: phospholipase C-activating G protein-coupled receptor signaling pathway; positive regulation of Rho protein signal transduction. Gene Ontology annotation, molecular function: G protein-coupled receptor activity. The transcript has 3 exons.
AACACUGAAAAUUCAGCAGCGAGACGGGCAUGAGUGGCAUCAUGACAAGCAACUGCUCCUUUGAGGAGGUGGACCACCUGAUGAGGUAUCUGGAGCUGGUCAUCUACAUGCCCAUAUUCCUCCUCGGCCUGCUGCUCAACGUCGCCGCGCUCUUAGUCUUCUGCUUCUUUCUGCGGAAGUGGACCGAGUCCACGAUCUACAUGACCAGCUUGGCUCUGAUGGACCUGCUCCUCCUCUUCCCUCUUCCCUUCAAGAUGCACGCCACCAAUCACCUCUGGCCCGUCGAACUCCAAACCCUCUGCUCGGUCCUGGAGAGCCUGUAUUUUGUGGGGAUAUACGGCAGCAUUUACACCAUCAUGUGCAUAGCUGUGGAUAGAUGGGUGGCCAUCUGUCACCCGUUCAAAGCCAAGCAGCUGCGAUCACCCAAAGCGGCCCGGGUGACCUGCGUGGGGGUCUGGGCUCUGGUGCUGGCGGUGAUCUCUCCAACCACCUACCGGUUCAGGCAGGACAGCGACAGGGACUUCCACUGCUUCCACAGCUUUUCUCAGAAAGGCUGGAGCCCUCCGUUGAUCAUCAGUCUGGAGGUGUUUGGCUUCCUGCUGCCCGCCCUGGUGCUGAUUUACUGCUCAGCUCAGACCAUCUGGGCUCUCCGGCAGUCGGGCCAGCGCAGCGCCCAGAGCCGGGCCUGUGUGAAGAUCAUCUACAGCGGCCUGAGCGCCUUCCUGCUGCCUUUCACCCCGAGCCACCUCGGCAUCCUCCUGCAAUUCCUGGUGCAUCAGGGGGUGAUUCAGGACUGCGGCGCCAAGACCAGGAUCAGCCUGUUCAUACAGGUGGCCAUGUGUCUGUCCAACAUCACCUGCUGUCUGGACGCUCUGUGCUACUACUUCAUCGCCCACGAGGUGAGGAGCACCAAACACAGCUUCAGGAUGUCAGUGAUGAGCCAAAGAAGAGCCACCAACAGCACCUCAGAGGUCUGAGAAAACAUGAUUCAUGGUAGUAUACGAUUUGACCCCAGAGGACUUCUGGUAGCGAAAACAAGAGCUGGCAUCCUGUUUUAGGGCACCACAAGAGCCAGAGCUGUUUCAUGAUGCUAAUGAGCAAAUGUGGCAUGCACUAAGACGAGCAGGUGGAAAUGAAGCAGGUCAGAGUGCAAUCUCAAUUAACCGCUGAGCUCAGACUCUCAGGCUAUGUGAUGUUGUUGAGCAGCAGGAAGCCUGUAGGCAUCUCUGUAACCUCAAAGAGCUCUGAUAUCCAAAAAGUAAGCUGCAAACAAAAAAGUCCACCACCGAGCCACACAGUGACAUGUUCCUCAAAUGACUUACGGGAGAUUGCUCUCAGAUCACCGAGUCCUGGAAACUGACGAUGAGAGAUAAAGUGACCUGUGAAAACCUGAGCGGGCAGCUCGUCGCACAGCUUCGUCGAUCAUAUUCUCAAGAAGUUAAAGAUGUACAGAAGGAGCUGUUAGCAUUCUGUAGCUCUGGUGAAAGACGACAAGAACAACGUACACCUGGGAAAUUAUCAUAUUAAAUGUAUGAUUAGUUAAGACACAACCAAUGUGGUAAUAAUUAUGGGUUUUAUUUAUCGACACAUGAAGCAUUUCUAAUGAAUAAAAUACAGAUUUACUUAAUAGCCAACUUCAAAUAAGUACAGAAUAAAUAAAUUAAACUUACAGAUUGUUUCAAAUAUUAAUGAACACAUUUCCUUCUUAUGAAUAAAUCUUGAUCUGUGAAUCACAUUGACACCAACCAAGGACCUUUAAACACAUAAAUGUAAUUAUUAUGACUUCAUGAAUUAUAAUUAGUAACUUAACAAAACAAUACUUAAAACAUUUUUCAAACUUAACACUCAACAUUUGGUUCAUCUGCAGAUUUUAACAAAAAUUUAUUACUUAUAACAGAAGUUGACAAAAUAUUAACUGUAAAUAUUACAUCAGAUUUACAUUAAGUAAUAAAUUCUGGGUACUUAUGUUUGUUUUUGGGAGAAUUUAACACAGAGAAAAGCUGUAUUUAUGUAGCCACCCUAUAAAUCAUUCACUGAGUAAAUCCUGAUUUUACAUGUUGUCUUGGACUUGUUCAUGCAAAAUUAAACAAUAUUCAGGAUUAUACUUAACAUACUUCUAAUAAUUGUUUAAGCUAGUUUUGCAGUUUAAUGGAUGCAAACUGACUGCAGGUCUUGUAAAUGACAUGUUGUUGCUCGUGACAUAUGUAAAUAUUAUGUACAUAUAAUUCAUCUUCCAUCUGAAAUGUUCAGAGUUUUGUUUUUUAAACUGUAGAAUUAAAUGUGCAAUAAUGUUUUUUUAUAUAUUGUUAUCAGCCAGUUGUUACUGUUAGUCAGCCUGCGUGCUUCAAAGCCUGUUCGUGUGUUGACGGGGGAUUCAUGUGAAGUCACACCUAAACGAAGAGUUGUGAAGCGCACGAACCUUCAUCAGCCGUGUGUGCUCCUAACGUUUUGGUAACAGCAGAAGGUGUUGCUGAGCAUUAAUGCUGUUCUUAUUGAACGCAGUAAUCAAUGACGAGCUGUUUUCUUCAACCGGAAACAAGACGUGAAACUAUCGUGUGUUUUUCUUGCAUUACUUGAGUCUCGCUACUUUCAUUUUGCACAAGUAUCGUCUUUGUUGACUUUCAGUCUUAUGUGUUUGUCCUCGAUUCUGUUUUAUUUGUCCAUUAUUGCAUUUUCUGUUUCUUUCUUUUUUUUUAGUAAUAUAUUUUAAGCCAAAGUUGUCUCUGUGAAGCCACUGAACCCACACAGUGCGCAGGUGUUUUUUCUGUUCUUUUUGGUCUGCAAUAAAUGUAAGACAAACAAAAGGUCUGUCAAAUAAG